GACUACAAACUCUCACUGAACCUCCGCAGAAAUACAAGGACUUCCAAACUGAAUCUCAAGCUCAAGCUUUGAGCUUUCUCAAUCAGUCUCUUUAUCAAAACAUACACACGUACAGAGAUUCCAAUAUCAAAUCAAACUUCCUGGUUUUAGUUUGUGUUCUCAGUUGAAGGAGUUCAGCUUGGAAUUAUGAUUCUAGCUGUGGUGGCAUUGCUUCUGUGUGUCUUUCUAGGAGCUUUCGCUCUGAUCCCAUCUGGGAAUACAAAAAAUGUUAAGUCAAAUGCUAAAGCUGAGAAGACAGCCAAGAUAUACACUAAAGCUGAGGUCGCUUUGCAUAAUAAACGAACAGAUUGUUGGGUGAUUAUCAAAAACAAGGUGUAUGACCUUACACCAUAUGUAGAGGUACACCCGGGUGGUGAUGCCAUCCUCGCACAUGCUGGGGAUGAUUCAACUAUUGGGUUUUAUGGGCCACAGCAUGCUAGCCUAGUCUAUGACAUGGUUCACGAAUUCUAUAUUGGAGAUCUGGAGCCUGGAGCCGCUGUAACUAAGUAGUCAAUAGCUUGUAAUAUCAUCUCUUAGGCACCAGCAUUCCUUCUGUAUUCAAAUAAUUUCUAGUUGGUUUCAGUAUUGCGUUUGUCACCUGUUUGCUUAUGAAUUUGGUUUCAAAGUGUUCUUGCAUGAAAACCCCUGAUCUCAUGUGUUCUAGUGAUCACAAUGAUAGUCAA
Molecule: messenger RNA, 722 nt
Organism: Fragaria vesca subsp. vesca
Lineage: Eukaryota; Viridiplantae; Streptophyta; Magnoliopsida; Rosales; Rosaceae
Product: cytochrome b5-like
Exons: 6
Coding region: 187-549 (120 amino acids)
Cellular component (GO): intracellular membrane-bounded organelle; membrane
Molecular function (GO): heme binding
Source: RefSeq, a predicted model, not a curated record